AUGUCCGGCGUCAAGUCUCGGUUGUCGAGCCUGGUUGGCCAUCUAACUGGAUCAACCUCGGCCCCUUUCGAACACCGCUUUAACAACCACACCCUCUCGCCGACUUUCUUCCUACCCAGGGCGGCAGCGAUUGAACCUGAUGCGGAAGCGGUCUACCAUGUGACUGCCAACAAUAAGAUUCUUCGCAAAAGCUACAGCGAGCUUGCAGAUCGUGCACGUGGUCUGGCAUAUUACUUGAAGAACCGCGGGUUCAAAAGAGUCGGCAUCCUGUGCCCGAAUACCCCGGCUUUCUUGGAGUCGAUUUUUGGGAUCGCCGCUGCGGGGGGUAUCAACGUUGCUGUCAAUUAUCGUCUUAAGAAAGAAGAUAUCGCCUACAUUUUCGAACAUGGAGAUGUUGACGUGAUCAUCGUGGAUAAGGAAUUUGAGUCGCUGCUCGAGACAUACCAAUCCCAGCACCCAAACAUUCCCAUCAUCGUGGAUACUGAUACCGGUGCGACCGAGCAAGAAUUUAUGGGUCCUUUUGACCAUGCAGUGCUCGAAGGGUUGAAAUUCGAUUCGGAGACUGGCGCGCAGGGGUGGGAAGCCCUAGAAAGCCAGGCUGCGGAUGAAGAAACCAUAAUCGCAUUGGCAUACACUAGUGGAACUACUGCCAGACCGAAGGGUGUUGAAUACACCCAUCGAGGUUGCUAUCUAGCAGCCGUGGGAAAUGUCAUUGAGUCUGGCCUGAACUACCAUCGCGGUCGGGCCAAGUAUCUCUGGACGUUACCCAUGUUCCACGCCAUGGGAUGGACAUUUCCAUGGGCCGUGACCGCAGUCCGCGGCACUCACUACUGCCUACGCAAGAUUGACUAUCCGGAGAUCUGGAGACUGCUCAAAGAAGAGCAUAUCACCCACUUCAAUGCCGCACCAACAGUCAAUACCCUUCUCUGCAACUCGAAGGAAGCUGAGAGUCUUCCCAACCCCGUUCGCGUUACCGUGGCAGCCAGUCCACCGACACCUCAUUUGUUUGAACAAAUGACGGAUCUCAACCUGCAUCCGGUCCAUGUAUACGGCAUGACCGAGACAUACGGGCCCAUUACCAAGGGAUACUAUCUUCCGCAGUGGGAUGACAUUCCAUUGAAGGAGAAGUACCAACAGAUGGCCCGACAAGGCCAUGGCUUCAUUACCAGUCUCCCCGUGCGGGUGAUCAAAACUGACGUGCCCGAGGGAACGAUGACUGAUGUGACACGAGAUGGCAAGGAGAUUGGUGAGAUUGUUUUUAUCGGCAAUAUCUGUGCUCGGGGGUACUUCAAGGACUCCGAGGCUACCCGCAAGCUGUUCGCGGGUGGCGUGCUUCAUUCUGGAGAUCUGGCUGUCUGGCAUCCUGAUGGUGCUAUUCAGAUCCUCGACCGAGCCAAGGAUAUUAUCAUUAGUGGUGGCGAAAAUAUAUCAUCCGUGGCACUGGAAUCUAUGCUAGCCACGCAUCCCGAUAUCCUCGAGGCUGGUGUUGUGUCUGUCCCUGAUAGUCACUGGGGAGAACGACCAAAGGCGUUUGUUACGGUCAAAGAGGACAAGCAGCUUGCGGGACAGGACGUGAUCGACUGGGCCCGGAACCACAGUGGAAUCAGCAAGUUCAUGAUUCCGCGUGAGGUGGAGGUGGUCAAGGAGCUGCCUAAGACCAGCACGGGAAAGAUCAGGAAGAAUGUCCUGCGAGAAUGGGUAAAGGGGCCACGAGCAGACAACUGA
Molecule: messenger RNA, 1725 nt
Organism: Penicillium cinerascens
Lineage: Eukaryota; Fungi; Ascomycota; Eurotiomycetes; Eurotiales; Aspergillaceae
Product: putative AMP-binding domain protein
Exons: 5
Coding region: 1-1725 (574 amino acids)
Source: RefSeq, a predicted model, not a curated record